AAUCAGCUGAUUCAGGUGUUUGACAAUUUUCCCGCCAAAGCAUGAUGCUGCGCAGGCCGAGUAUUGCGGUUAGAAUAUGUUAAUUGAUAAUAGAUGAGAGCUGUCUUCGUAAAGAACAAUUGGGGCGUUGUUUAUGUGUUUUUCGAGUAUUUUUAAUGGACAAUAAUUGUUAAUAUGGCUGAGAGAGGAGCUCAUUUAACUGGGACAGCCCUUGUGAAACCCACAAUUUUCGAAAUCGUCGCACAAGAAUCUCUAGCCUCAACUUUGGAACCUGCAUUCAAACGAGUUUUCUCUUUUUUAGUAACGUGCAACCCUGAAAGGUAUGGGUGGCUGACGCAAUGGUCUGAUGAGGCGUAUGGAGUUUUUCAUGGACUGCUCCAAAGGUUCUAUUUGAAGAAUUAUGGUGCAUCAUUUUCGGAAACAUUUUAUGGACUCCAGAGGAUAGCAAUAGUCAACUCUAAACCUGGAGGGAAAUUAUCCAAAGGACAGGAAACAUUAUCACUAAUCUUCCUCCUUCUUCAUCCGUAUCUGAAAGCAAAGGCGAAUCAGUUUGAAUUGGCGGAAAUCGAUGGCAAAAUUCCAAAUGAGAAGUGGAAAAGAAUAUUGAAGACGUACUUCGUGAGGGCUCACAGAAUCUACAAUUUCAUUCGAGAAAUUUCUAGUCUUUAUUACUAUCUCUCCUACAUCUCGGACAGGUCGAAAUAUCCAACUCCUCUGCUGCACCUGUUAUCAAUGACUCUGACGUACUCUCAUCCCCACGAGUUGAUCUCCAUUUCCGAGUUACUCAGUAAAUUGAGACAAGGAGGUUUCAGCACGAGCGACGGUGUAUACCUACUGCAACGAGGAUUCACGAGAACCCUGGAGUUGGGUGCAUUUUUCCUGCAGUUCGUCAACUGGUGGAACCAGGAGAAUUUUUACACCAACCUCAUGUCACUCCCCGUGCCACCACCACCACCAGUACCCGAUAUCGCCAGGAGGUACAAAAGCUUGUGCCCAGUGUGUAUAAAAUCUCCGAACAUUCCAACUGCACUCUCUGUUUCAGGGUACGUUUUCUGUUAUCAAUGCAUUCUGUUAACGAUUCAAACAAACGGGAAAUGCCCAGUGACUCACUAUCCUGCAAAGGAAGACGAUUUGAUCCGUCUCUACAACUGAUACUUCAAUCAGUCUUUUGACAGGGAAAAAUUAUUUAUUUUGUUGAUAAAAAAUUUCAGCGGCUGUGGGACAAUUAGUAAACAAACUAAUGGAUGUAUGUAUACUCUUAAAAUAAUACAUUUUAUUUUGAAUAAAUAUUUUAAUACAGA
Molecule: messenger RNA, 1301 nt
Organism: Fopius arisanus
Lineage: Eukaryota; Metazoa; Arthropoda; Insecta; Hymenoptera; Braconidae
Gene: Pex12
Product: peroxin 12
Exons: 6
Coding region: 175-1152 (325 amino acids)
Biological process (GO): protein monoubiquitination; protein import into peroxisome matrix
Cellular component (GO): peroxisomal membrane; peroxisomal importomer complex
Molecular function (GO): protein binding; zinc ion binding; ubiquitin-protein transferase activity
Source: RefSeq, a predicted model, not a curated record